UGAGGAAUGGCUGACGAAAGCCCGAGUGGAGAUGGUAGCCGUUAUGAAUUCGACGCCCCGUCCUACGUGACUGACUUUGACCAGUUGGAGACCAGCGAUGAUACUUGGUUUGAACAAAAAGCUUCUAUAGGAGAUGGUCACCUUUUCACUCCUAUGAGAAAUAUGGAGCAAGAGGUCAGUGAAGAGGAACCCAAAGCCAUUGAAGUCCCUCAAGUCCAGGAUGUUGAAGACGAAGGUCCCAGUACUUCAGGCACAUCAGCAGCUCCAAACAUAGUCACAUGUUGGGGUGGUGGAACCUCUGCUCAUGGUGGUGCCAAACCAAAGACCAGGUCCUCUAGUCGGCCCCCUGCACAACAACGCAGGGUGUCGAAACGCAAAGCAGAAACGAGCGCUCCAGAACAACCAGUAGUCAAAAACUCUGUAGAUGAUGAGCUGGAGCGCAUCAAGAACCUCCAGAAGGAGGUGGCACUGCGACGCAAGAAGAACGAAGCCAGCUACAAAGCUGCUCUGGCAGGCAUGCCACCACCCAAAAAAAUGGCCCUGUCCACAACUGUACCUGAAGAGUUCCAUUUAAGCACAAGCAGUCGUACCAGGUCUGCAUCCAAAAGAGCCCAAAAAGAAGCAGAUUCUUCUUGCCGGGGAGCAGCUACUUAUGUUCCCAUGGCCCAGGCUAUACAACAGUAUGAGAAACGAAUCCCAGACCGCUACCAUCUGCCCAGUCGCCAGAAUCUGGUGAAAGGGCCAUGCCCAGUAAAGGGCAACCACCUGAAGCUCACCCAGCCUCACUCCCCACACCUGAUGACCCGCCAACGAAGCCGGCCAACCGGUGCUAAGAGCAGCGAAGACCUGGAGGUUGAAGAGGUGGAGAAACUUCAGAAGAAUAAAUUCAAGGCCAAUCCAAAGCCCAAGAAGAUCCUGGAGAAAGUAGUGGGAGUUCCAGAGAAGAAAACCGUGCUGCCGACUGUGCCAGAGUCUCCAGCUUUUGCGCUCAAGAACAGGGUCCGUGUGGACAAGGUUGAGGAGGUGAAACCACCCUCACCAGUCAAGGCCCCCCCAGUCCCUCACUUUGGGCUGCCCUUCCAGCCCCGGCUGCCAGAGAAACACCACGUGGAGGUGCGUCCUUUCUCAUUUGAGGAGAGGGAGAGAGAGAGGAGGGUGCUGAAAGAGAAGAAGCUGCAGGAGAAUCGAAAUGAAGAGGUGCCAGAGUUUAAGGCCCAGCUCCUGCCGUGCUUCGACACAGUGGUCCUCCCUGUGAAGGUAAAGGUGGAGCCCACCAAGCCUAAACCCUUCACACUGCUGACUGACGAACGCAGCAGUGUGAAGAGCAGCCAGCAGGAAAAUCUGGUGAAAGAGGAGCAGAAGCGGCAGGAGGAAGCAGCAGCAUUCAAAGCCAGGCCCAACCUGGUCACUCACAAAGAGCCUUUCCAGCCCAAACUGGAGCAUCGGACUAUAAUGGCUGUAGCGCCCUUUGAGCUGGCGACAGACCGGAGGGCCAGGGAGUGGGAGGAGAGCAAGCAGCUGGCCAGUGAAAAGGAGACACACAGGGCCAUGGUGGAUGAGGACAGGAGAAGAGAGGAGGAGCAGCGGGUGAGGGAGGAGAUUGUCAGGCUCCGCCAUGAACAGGUGCACAAGGCUCAGCCCAUCAGACAUUAUAAACCUGUGCUACUGAAGAAGAGUGAGACUCCCCUCACUGUUCCAAAGUCUCCCAACUUUAGUGACCGCUUUGCACUGUGAGCUUGCCUUUUUAUAUUAUUAACCUGUACCCGUUGUUGUCUGUACUAUCUAUUGUAUUCUCCGUUUUUAUGUUUUUUCUAUGACAUUCUUACCAAACCACUGUAUAGCUGCAUUGCUUUAAUACAAAUCUAACAUGUGACAAUUUAGAGUUUUUAAAGUUCAGGUUCAUACAAUGUGAACACUUUUACUUUUCCUCUUAAGAAAACUCUUUUGUUUUUUCCUCCAGUAAAUAAACUGUAUAAAGUU
Scomber scombrus (Atlantic mackerel) is the source of this 1980-nucleotide messenger RNA. RefSeq names its product TPX2 microtubule nucleation factor (gene tpx2). Gene Ontology annotation, biological process: activation of protein kinase activity; regulation of mitotic spindle organization. The record is from RefSeq and is a predicted model, not a curated record. Bases 7 to 1734 code for a protein of 575 amino acids. The transcript has 15 exons. Gene Ontology annotation, cellular component: microtubule; spindle. Lineage: Eukaryota; Metazoa; Chordata; Actinopteri; Scombriformes; Scombridae.